Pseudocercospora fijiensis CIRAD86 is the source of this 738-nucleotide messenger RNA. RefSeq lists its product as uncharacterized. Lineage: Eukaryota; Fungi; Ascomycota; Dothideomycetes; Mycosphaerellales; Mycosphaerellaceae. The coding region runs from base 1 to 738 and encodes 245 amino acids. The transcript is spliced from 2 exons. The record is from RefSeq and is a predicted model, not a curated record.
AUGGGUAGUGAAAAGAGGAAACACAUAGUCUUCGACAUUGUCGGUACCUGCGUCAGCUACGAUGCUUUUUUCGAUGCUCUAGAGGAACGACUCGGCAACAAACUAAGAAGUCAUAGUAUUCCACCACGUCUCCUAGGCAUGCUAUGGCUCGCCGACACCGAACGAGAAUGCAUGUUCCUCAGAGCAUCGGGACGUUCUGGGAGGUUUAUGGAGCUUUUGAAGCCUUUCAUUUAUCGAUUUCUGGCCAUGUCCGGCAUAGAAUCUCCUAAAGCCUUCUGCUCCGAUGAAGAUGCAGAAUACAUUGCAAGCAGCUAUGGGAGACUUAGAGCGAGGAAUGGUGUGCAUGAAUGCAUGCAAAAGUUGAGGCAAGCUGGCUUUGAAGUCUGGGCAUGUACAUCCGGAGAUCGGGUGAGGGUGCAGAAAUAUUUGGAGGAGGGUGGCAUUGAGAUACCCAAUGAUCGCUUCGUUCCAUGCGAGGAGAUCCGUGGUGGUGCAGUGACGAAGCCCCAGCUGGGAGUGUAUGAGUUCAUGUUAUCGAAGUUCCCGGAUGCGGAUGAGAAAUGGUUUGCGGCUUGUCAUAUGUGGGAUACCACAGCGGCGCGGAAGUGUGGGUUCAAGGCGGCUUGGUGUUCCGCAUGGGAGAAGGAAGCGGUGACUGAAGCUUUCGGUGAAGUCGAAGUCAUGGCUGAAAACCUGGUCACGAUGGCCGAAAAGAUAAUUACAGCUUCCGCGGGAUAG